GGAAGACAGAGCAGAGAGCAGAGAUGCUCCAGCCCCUCCGCUGCCCGGCUCUUGCUCUGGCUGGGUUUUGCUCGGAGCUGCCGUGUGAAAGAGAAGCGGGUUAAUGCACCUCUUUCCAAUCUGCGUGCGUGCGUGCGUGCAGCUGAGUCCCCUUCUUUUCUUUUAUUUUUCAGCCUUUCAUUUCCCCUCCCCCUUUUGCUCUCCUAUUUCUCCCUCUGAAUUAGCUGCCCACCUUUCCCUUACAAAUCACACCGACAGCAUAGGCUGGGUUUUCAGGGUGGUGUUUCCUGCCCAAAAUGGAGAGGUGGGGAGGAGGAGAGAUGCCUGAAUCCUGCAGCCGCAUCCCCGGAGCUCGGGGAGCAUCUCCCGGUCGGGCUGAAGAGAUGCGGGAAGCAGCAUGCUCGGCUUUCCGCACUAGUUAACAGCCUGGAAGCUGCCUCCGCUUGUUUUAGGCUCGCUCGCUUAAUCUCAGCUCCCCUCGGCGCGUGUGUGCUUGUGUGUGUGUGUGUGCAGGGGGAGGACUUUAUUGCCAUUGGCUCAGCUUUCGCUGCCCACCCACAUCUCUUCCACAUCACCUUGGUGUCUCCCUAAAUAAAACCAGCCCUCCUUAUCGCGCCGAGGAAAUCAAGAGCAAGAGUUUGAAUGGAUUUUAUAUAAAUAUUUACCCCGACGAAGCUACUGCUGAGCUCGUGGGAUAAACUCGCAGCAGCUGGUCUCACUCUGCUUCCCUUGCCUGCCUCUGAAAGGGUUUAAUUACUUUGGAGAGGAGAGGGGAGAGAUCCAGAUCCCAGUUCUGGCUCCAGACUGACCCAAAAAGCAGGACCAGGAUUUAAAUGAACUAUGGAUCUGAAGGACAGCACCAGCGAGGGCAGCAUGGGCAGCCUGCAGCCUUCCAGCAUCCAGAUUUUUGCCAACACCACCACGCUCCACGGGAUCCGUCAUGUCUUCGUCUACGGGCCGGUCACCAUUCGGCGCCUGCUCUGGACCUUGGCCUUUGUGGGCUCGCUGGGUCUGCUCCUGGUGGAGAGCUCGGACAGGGUGGCUUUUUACUUCUCCUACCAGCAUGUGACCAAAGUGGACGAGGUGGUGGCAAACAGCCUGGUGUUUCCUGCUGUCACCAUCUGUAACCUCAACGAGUUCCGCUUCUCCCGGCUCACCACCAAUGACCUGUACCAUGCUGGGGAGCUCCUGGCGCUGCUGGAUGUCAACCUGCAGAUUCCCAACCCUCACCUGGCUGACCCUGCUGUCUUAGCUGCCCUCCAAGAAAAGGCCAACUUUAAGCAGUAUAAACCCAAAGUUUUCAGCAUGCAAGAGUUCCUGGCACGGGUUGGCCACGACCUGAAGGAUAUGAUGCUGUACUGCAAGUUCAGGGGCCAGGAGUGCAACCACAAGGACUUCAAAACUCUGCCACUGGAUGGGAGUAACAUGGAGCCCCAAACAGCACAGGUGUGUGGUGUGGCCAUGCAGGGAGGAGGAGAAGCCUUGAAGCCAGUACUUGGCACCACCCCAGCUCGGACCAGCCAUCCAGGGAGGGAUUCACUGAGGGUCCUUCAGCACAGGCAUUGCCCAGGAGGUGCCACCUGCUCAGGCACUGCUGUGAGAAGAGGACAGUGGUUCAGGAGUGACUGCAGGAGGAGCAGAGCACCCACUGCACUGAAUCCCCCAGGCUCUUGUGAAGAACCAGUUCACAGUCUGUGCUUUGAGGACAGAUCAUUAUACCGGAUUUGGAUUUCAGACAGCCUUUGGAUACCACCUUUCCCUGUUCCCUGAAAGAGCUGUCAUCUCUAGGUUAAGAAAUGACUAGAAAAUGCAAUGUCAAGAGCAAGGCUUCCUCCACCAGCUCCCAGAAGAUCCAGCUGCUGCAUGACAGACUCACAUCGUCACUUGAAAACUUUUCCCAAACAGAGCUCCUCUGCAUCAUUUGUUUCUGCCCAGGUGGGCACCAAAGUGCAGGCACUGAAAUGAUCCUGAAUGCAUCCCUCAGUUCCUUGUUUCUGUGGCUGUGGUGGCAUCUCUUCUUACUGUGUGUCAGGUAGAUGUGAAGGUGCAGUGUGAGGUGCCCUCAGGUGCAGUGUGAGGAGGAGAAGCUGCUCUCCCAUGAAGCAUCUCCUCUGUGGCUCUAGGUGGGGAUGUCUGGCUGAUGGCUGCAAGAUUUGGGUGAUGGUUGCAGGCAGUUCUUGUUCAGGACAGCUCAGGCUGUCCCCUCACUCUGUAACACCACAUUCCUGUCUGGGCUGAGCAGAAUUGGGAAACUGAUGGGCAGGUGAAGGUGGCUGAGCCCCCUCUGGAGAGGGGUCAGGGUGGCAUCUGCUCCCAGUGGAAUGUGCUGAAAGGGAGAGAUUUGGGUUCCCUACUUCAGUACAGAACGGGCUGGGAACACAGAGCAUUUAUCCAGGUGUUUCACAAGUGAUACUGGCACUGAACGAACUCUGAUGACAGCUGCAAGGAUUUCACUAAAAACUCUCCUGGCAGCAUGGUGCCUCCUCAGCUCCAGGAGUGUGCCCUUCCUGAGUCUUUGGGAAUCACAGAAUCACAGAAUUUCUAGGUUGGAAGAGACCUUUAAGAUCAUCGAGUCCAACCCGUGUU
This is a messenger RNA of Zonotrichia albicollis (white-throated sparrow), 2586 nucleotides long. The record is from RefSeq and is a predicted model, not a curated record. NCBI's taxonomy places the organism in Eukaryota, Metazoa, Chordata, Aves, Passeriformes, Passerellidae.